Saccharomycopsis crataegensis is the source of this 600-nucleotide messenger RNA. RefSeq names its product CybS family protein. The transcript has a single exon. Gene Ontology annotation, molecular function: succinate dehydrogenase (quinone) activity; ubiquinone binding; heme binding. The record is from RefSeq and is a predicted model, not a curated record. Gene Ontology annotation, cellular component: membrane; mitochondrial envelope. NCBI's taxonomy places the organism in Eukaryota, Fungi, Ascomycota, Saccharomycetes, Ascoideales, Saccharomycopsidaceae. The coding region runs from base 1 to 600 and encodes 199 amino acids. Gene Ontology annotation, biological process: mitochondrial electron transport, succinate to ubiquinone; tricarboxylic acid cycle.
AUGUUCUCCAAUUCGCUACGAUCGCCUCUCCACUCUCUUCCCCAGAGAUCACUCUUAGGGUCUUUUCGUCCUCAUGUCUCCCCUGUCCGCCCUAUCUCUUUCAACCUCUUCAAGCGUGAUGGAUCAAAGCCUAAGCCUUCGUGGAAAUCUAGAUUUACGAUCAAUUGGUCCAAAUAUAAGCUCAAAAACGAUCCUCCUGGACUUAUUGUCGGUACCAUCAAUGAACCAUACAAGGCCCCUCCUCCUGACUACUGGCACGGUUCUUAUCACUGGACUUAUGAGCGUAUGGUUGCCGUACCGAUGGUCCCUCUCUUCAUCACCCCGUUUGUCAUGGAUGUCGACCUUCCUUUAUUAGACUCGUUGUUGGGCACGUUAUUAUUAGUCCACUGUCAUGCUGGUUGGCAAUCAUGCAUCAUUGACUAUAUUCCAAAAAGAAGAUUUGGCCCAUGGCACACCUUGUCGAUGAGAACCUUAUUUUUGGGUACUUGUGUGGCGUUCUACGGCCUUUAUGAGUUAGAAACUAAUACCCCAGGGAUGUUUGAAAUCAGUAGAAGUCUUUGGAAGGCCUUGGGAAAAAACGAUGACGGUUGGGUAAAUUAA